AUGACCUCUGUGAAAUCGGCCUUCUGCGGUCCCAAGUACAAGAUCAUCCUGGUGGGGGACAGCGGGGUGGGCAAAACUUCUAUCUUCUGCCAGUACAUCCACAACGAAGUCUCGCUGGACCAUCCGAUGACCACCAUCGACUUUCGUUACAAGAUGAUCAAAUUGCACGACAAGAUAGUCAAACUCUGCAUCUGGGAUACUGCAGGCCAGGAGAAGUUUCGGUCCAUCGUCGCCACCUACUUCAAGUCCUGCCAGGGACUUGAUGCUGGAGCUGUCGUUGUUCUUCAACCUCAGCGCCUUCUUGGCAGUAAGGUCCUCGGAGCUGACCAGGUAGAGCUCCUUGUUCUUGCAGAGCAGCAGCAGGACCUGGUACUGUUCUUCAGCUUCCUUCUUCUCCUGCUCGUUCUUCUCGGGCUACUGCAAAUCUGCGAUGAAGGGGACUGGGGUGCUGAAGAUGUUGUCGAUAUCCAUGCCUCUGAAGUAGGGGUGGGAUUUGAGUUUGGCGAAGUUGAGAUCCUCCCUCGUGCAGGAGCCCAGUCUUUCGUCGGGGUUCUUGAGCAGCAGGCGCUUGAUGAGGUCGAUGGCUUCUUCAGUGAUCGAUUCGUUCUGCGAUAG
This is a messenger RNA of Nymphaea colorata (pocket water lily), 615 nucleotides long. Its product is annotated as ras-related protein RABG3b-like. Gene Ontology annotation, molecular function: GTPase activity; GTP binding. The coding region runs from base 1 to 615 and encodes 204 amino acids. The transcript has 3 exons. The record is from RefSeq and is a predicted model, not a curated record. NCBI's taxonomy places the organism in Eukaryota, Viridiplantae, Streptophyta, Magnoliopsida, Nymphaeales, Nymphaeaceae.